GUGUGUGUAUGUGCGCGUGUGUGUUUCUUCCCAGCAAGAAGGUACUAGCUGCAGCCGCACACGCGAGCGCCACGCGAGGCUCCUGAAGCCAACCGGCGGCGGGAGGAGGGAGGGGAGGAGGAGGUGGAGGAGGAGGCGCAGAGGCGAGAGGAAAGAGCCUUUGCACCUUCUUGCUCCCAUCCUUAAGAAAUCCCUGCGGGCUUUGGCUUUUUUUCCCCCCCCUCCACCCUUUUUUUAUUCUCUCCCAACUUUUCUUCUUCCUCCCGGGCUCCUUCCUUGUCUGUUCUCCCCAUCUCUCUCUGUGCGCACGUGUGUGUGUGUGUGUGUGUGUGUGUGUGUGUGUCCUCCCUUCCCGUCCGCUCGCUCUCCUCGGCGAUCCCGCUGCGCAUGGAGAGCUCCGCGAAGAUGGAGAGCGGCGGCGCGGGGCCGCAGGCGCAACCGCAGGCGCAGCCGCAGCCCUUCCUGGCCCCCGCGGCCUGCUUCUUCGCCACGGCGGCUGCAGCCGCUGCUGCUGCGGCGGCGGCGGCGGCGGCCUCGCAGGGCUCCCAGCAUCAGCCUCCGCCGCAGCCCCAGCCGCAGCCGCAGCCGCAGCCGCAGCCUCCGCCGCCUCCCCCGGCGCCGCAGCUGAGCCCCGCGGCCGACGGCCAGCCCUCAGGGGGCGGUCACAAGUCAGUGCCCAAGCAAGUCAAGCGACAGCGCUCGUCGUCGCCCGAACUGAUGCGCUGCAAACGCCGGCUCAACUUCAGCGGCUUCGGCUACAGCCUGCCGCAGCAGCAGCCCGCGGCCGUGGCGCGUCGCAACGAGCGCGAGCGCAACCGGGUCAAGCUGGUGAACCUGGGCUUCGCCACCCUGCGCGAGCACGUCCCCAACGGCGCGGCCAACAAGAAGAUGAGCAAAGUGGAGACGCUGCGCUCCGCGGUCGAGUACAUCCGCGCGCUGCAGCAGCUGCUGGACGAGCACGACGCCGUGAGCGCCGCCUUCCAGGCCGGCGUCCUGUCGCCCACCAUCUCCCCCAACUACUCCAACGACAUGAACUCCAUGGCCGGCUCCCCGGUCUCGUCCUACUCGUCCGACGAAGGCUCCUACGAUCCGCUCAGCCCAGAGGAACAGGAGCUGCUGGACUUCACCAACUGGUUCUGAGGGGCUCAGGGGGGGCCUACUCAAGCCCAGGUGGCAAUGGACCUUGGAAGCAGGGUGACCGCACGGGCCUGCAUCUUGACUGUCUUUACUCGUCAGUGACGUUGGGAGGGAGAAGAAAAAGGAAACAGAAGAAGGAGAAAAAUAAUAA
Molecule: messenger RNA, 1288 nt
Organism: Jaculus jaculus (lesser Egyptian jerboa)
Lineage: Eukaryota; Metazoa; Chordata; Mammalia; Rodentia; Dipodidae
Gene: Ascl1
Product: achaete-scute family bHLH transcription factor 1
Exons: 2
Coding region: 388-1140 (250 amino acids)
Biological process (GO): positive regulation of transcription by RNA polymerase II; regulation of neurogenesis; neuron differentiation
Cellular component (GO): RNA polymerase II transcription regulator complex
Molecular function (GO): DNA-binding transcription factor activity, RNA polymerase II-specific; protein dimerization activity; RNA polymerase II transcription regulatory region sequence-specific DNA binding
Source: RefSeq, a predicted model, not a curated record